Meyerozyma guilliermondii ATCC 6260 is the source of this 753-nucleotide messenger RNA. RefSeq lists its product as uncharacterized. The record is from RefSeq and is a predicted model, not a curated record. Bases 1 to 753 code for a protein of 250 amino acids. The transcript has a single exon. Lineage: Eukaryota; Fungi; Ascomycota; Pichiomycetes; Serinales; Debaryomycetaceae.
AUGGCUUCAGCGAGGCCGAUAGACUCAAUUGCAAAAAGUGUUACUGGAGCACUCAAUUUGAGAAUCAUCGUGCUCAAUUGUUGUAUACCAAAAUCGGAGUCAAAUCUGGUUUUCUUCUUUAUCAGCGGCCGCCACAAUGAAUUGGAAGCUAGACUAUUUAUGAAGGCUAUAUUAUGCGAAUUUGUGAAUCUGAUGUAUUUAAAUGAAUCUGCUUUUCUGUAUGUUGCACCGGAACGAGCGCCGUUUGUGGCAACUUUUCCGCUGCAAUUUGCGCAUAUGCAUGCACAAACUAAUCAUCUCACCGCAGUCGCACCGCAAUGCGACGUACGAUGGCGCACCACUACUGCGCACACUGCGCACCAGUAUUGCGCACCCACUGCACUUGCCAACCUGCUCUUCACAACACCCAAAAACACCAUCAUCUUCGUGACCGCAGUGGUUCUUGGCGCCACAUCCCCACACCCUUCCCCACCUUUACACCACCCCGCAGCGCACGGCACGACAUUGCACCGAUGCUGCAAAUGUCGCAGAAUCGCCAAAAAAAACCACAAAUUUCGCCAAAUUUCACAAACUUUCAGCAAGUAUAGUACUACCCUCUAUUACCACAAUCGUCCACAGAAUCCAUCCCACAUCUUUUGGUCGUUUUGCCGCCGCUCCGCCCACCGUCUGCCACACACCCAGACACCUGCCGAUCUGACACCCGCACGCUUAUCUAAUGCAGCUGCGGGUUUUUCCCGACAAGUUUCCAUCUGA